AUGCUUGAUGGGUCAAGCCCCCAGGCUGGCAAAAUCUGGAAGAAGGCAUUCCUGACCUUCUCCCUUGAUGGCAAGAAAAUGACCAAGACCUUCCUUGUAUGUAACACAGGGUCUCACGCCGCCAUCUUGGGAUUGAAAUGGUUGGGUGCACACAACCCGGAAAUUGAUUGGAAUAUGCGCACUCUCACCUUCCCUCAUGCACCUCCCAACAAUGUGGCCAUUGCCAAAGAGGAAGAAGCAGAUAAGGACCCCCUUGAAGGAGUACCCUCCAAGUACCAUCAAUAUGCUAAGGUAUUUGGAGAAGAAGAAUUCAACAAACUUCCUCCCCACAGGCACUACAACAUUGGCAUAGAACUUACAGAAGAAGGACCCUUGAACUUGCCCUUAUACAGCAUGACCAAUGCUGAAUCUACCACACUCAAGGACUGGCUCAGGGACAAGCUCAAGGCUGGAAAGAUUUGUCCCAGCAAAUUGUCUAUCAGCUCCCCUGUCAUGUUUGUGCCCAAAAAAGAUGGAUCCCGCUGUCUUGUAGUAGAUUACCGUUGCCUAAACAACCAGACCAAGAAAAAUGUGUACCCGUUACCCCGUCCAGACAACCUCAUGGCCCAACUCCAAGGUGCCAAGGUCUUCACCAAGUUAGACCUAAGAUGGGGCUACAACAACAUCCGCGUUAAGGAGGGUGACAAAUGGAAAACUGCGUUCUGCACUAAGUAUGCCCUGUACAAAUCCCUUGUCAUGACCUUUUGUUAUGGAUAUGACGUUUCUUCUUUAAUCUGUACUUAUUUUAUUAAUUACACUAGUAACCUCACAGUAAACAAAUGA
Messenger RNA from Rhizoctonia solani, 822 nucleotides. Its product is annotated as Reverse transcriptase (RNA-dependent DNA polymerase). The coding region runs from base 1 to 822 and encodes 273 amino acids. The record is from RefSeq and is a predicted model, not a curated record. NCBI's taxonomy places the organism in Eukaryota, Fungi, Basidiomycota, Agaricomycetes, Cantharellales, Ceratobasidiaceae. The transcript has a single exon.